AUGUAUCAUUAUUUCCUGCUGACAGAGCCAUUAGAGCGUAAUGCUCUUUUGCUAUCCAAAGAUUACUGGAUGCAAGAUGACAGUGCCAGCCAUUGUUUUAAUUGCUCAAAAUCAUUCACAACUUUCAGGAGAAGACAUCAUUGUCGACUAUGCGGUCAAAUAUUUUGUAAUACCUGUGCUAUGCUUAUUCCCGGUGAAAGGUUCAAACAUGAUGGUGAUCUAAGAGUUUGUAAACUUUGUCUUUACAAUUAUGGUGACUCAAGCGAUGAUGAUGAUGAAGGUGACAACGAUAAUCACAAUGAUAAUGAAGGUGAUACUGAGGGUGAUAAUGAUGAGUCUCGGUCUGUUACCAAUAUUUCAUCCACAAGUAAUUGCAACGUACGAGAAAGUUCAUUGGAGUCUCUUGAAAGUGAAGACAGCUUACAGACCUUCGAUGAAAAUGUUUUCAACACUGAAAGACACCCAAAGAGAGUACCAUCUUUUUCUUUUGAAUCACGACACGAAUUCAAAAAAUUGAAUGAGCCUCACGUAUCAAUCUCCAGAAACCAUGAUGAACUUACCUAUUCCAAAAAGCGACUAUCAAAAAGAAGCCGAAAUAACCUUUCCAAACCUAAUGCACCAGAAGACGCUAAGUCAACGAGGUCAUCUUCACAUAAACUAUCUACUUACCCUAGCUCAGGAAAUUUGAAACACAAUAACAAUUUUGAUGAACUCAAUAAUGCUAAUGCUCAAUCGAUAGCUGAUACCGAAAAAAUUUAUAGAGAAUUGAAUCAACUUAGCAAAUAUCAUCUUUCCAGAUUUUUGCACCAAACACUUGAUCUGUUUAAUGUGAAAAGAAAAAAUACCUGGACCAAGGCUUUAAUUAAUUUGAUCAGCGAAAUACCGGUCAUAGAUUUGCAACAGACCAAGGAUAUUAGGCUUGACAUCACCGAUUUUAUUAAUUUCAAAGAGAUUUUGGGUAGUGGCCCAGAGAGUAGUUUUUAUAUUAAUGGAUUUGUGUUCACAAAGAAUGUCGCAAUCAAUUCAAUGAGGACAAAGAUUAGAAACCCUAAUAUUAUCAUCAUCAAAUUCCCGAUCGAAUAUUCUCAAUCUACUAACCAAUUUAUGAGUUUUGAACAAAUUUUGCCCCAGGAAAAAGAGUUUUUAGAUAAAUUAGUGAAAAGAAUUGUUUCUAUAAAACCGAAACCUGAUUUACUCAUUGCUGGUGCCAAUGUGAGUGGUUACGCUUUAGAAUUAUUGGGAGAUGCAGGCAUCACCGUUCUUCUAAACGUUAAACAUCACGUAAUAACACAUCUAGCAAGGUUGACACUGGCAGAUAUUAUAACAUCAGUGGAAAAGUUGACAUUCAGUCCCAAGUUGGGCCAUUGCGGCAAUUUUGAAAUCAAAGUCUAUCCUUUCAAAAACUUGAAGAAAAGCUUUGCUUUUUUCAAUGAGUGUCCAGUAAAUUUGGGCGGGACCGCAAUAAUCAGGGACAACGAUGCUCAAAACUUGAAAAAGGUCAAAAGUAUUGCGGAAUUUAUCAUAUAUUGCAUGUUUCAUUUAAAAUUGGAAACCCAUUAUUUCAGGGACACAUUUGUUUCCAUGAACAAACAAAUAUUACUUGAUGAUUUGAAAGAAAAACGUCAAAGCAUUUUGAAAAAUGUUGGUGGUUAUUUCUGGGAGUUUCUUGUCAACUUCAAUAAAUCUUUGUAUUCUAUUUCCCCAUCAGUUAUCAUCCCUAUGCCAUAUUUAUUGGACCAGGCAAGAAUUUUUCAGAAGCAUUUGGAUGUGCUUCAAUCUAAAUAUUCCAUUAAUAAUUUAUCAAUUGAUGAUUGCAAAGAAAUCAUUAAUAAUUCCAAUGUCAGAAAAGAUUUCAAGUUUGAUGAUAACAAUUUACAUAAAGUGGCCAAAUUAAUUCUUCAAUAUAAACUUAAAACAUUGACUGGUCAAUUCAAAUCUUAUUCUAGACAAUGGGAUACCUUCUUCAACCACCAACCAAAUUUAUUGGAAGUUUCAACUCAUCAAAACAUUUGUUUUUCUUAUUCUACCACCUUAAGCAAAAAUGGGAACUAUUGUUUCUUUCCAAAAAUUCUUCAAAUUGAGUAUUAUCUCGACUACAAUGAUUCAACAUUGGGUCAAUAUGUGGAACACGAAAUCACACAGGCCAAUAGUCCAUGCCCAGAGAGUUGCGGAGGAAAGUUUAUUGAUCACUACAAAACGUAUACACAUGGUAAUGCUAAAUUGAUUGUUUCGAUAGAGAAAAUAGCAUGUCCAAUCCCUGGUUUGCAGCAUGUUAUAUUAAUGUGGAGUGUUUGCAAAAAAUGUGGUCACAAAACCCCAGUCAUACCCAUGAAUGAUACAACUUGGAAAUUUUCAUUUGGGAAAUUCUUGGAAUUAUCAUUUUUAUCUAUCCCAUUGACUGUAUCUUAUGAAGAAUGUGGCCAUGAUGCCCAGAGAGAUAGAGUCAAAUAUUUUGGAUUUUAUGAUAUGGCAAUUAAAGUUGAAUACGAAACCAUCGAUUUGUUUGAGUUGCAUUUGCCACUAAACAAAAUCCAAUGGAAGCCAGAUAGCAGUAUUAACCUUAAAACGGAACUCUAUGAUCAAGUGAUCGAAAAAACAAACAUCUUAUUUGACAGUAUCAUUGACCGGCUCCAAUCUGCAAAGCUUGAUACCACAAACCAAGAUAAACUUGAUUUUGCUAUGGAAAAAAUUGAGAGCCUUAUUAGUUUAGCCAUUGAGAAUAAGCACUCAACCAUGGACCAUAUUAAUGAAAUAUUCAAGAUCUCGGCUCCCACAGAUUAUAUUUCAAUGAAUGUUGUUUUGAAAAAUAUCCAAGAGUAUUGUAUUCAAUGGAAUGAAGAGUUUGCUGAAUUUGAAAAAAAUUUCCUACCAGAGCUUUCAAAAGUAUCAUCGCUACAAUUCCUCAAAUUCUUUGAUAAAGAAGCGGCACUGGUUGCUAACGCCGGUGAAAAAACCCAUGAAAACUUGCAAGAAGAGAAUUGUUUGGAAUGUGAAGAAAAAGAGCCAAAUGACCAAAUCGUUACGGAAGAAAAAAUUGAUAACCAGCAAGUUGUUGAAAUGGAAGAAGGCAAAGAAGUUGGAGAUGAUAACGGCGCCGGCGAAGCAAAGAUUCAACAUGAUGAAUCAACCGACAAUAACAAAGAAUAUGUAACUGCCAAAAUUCCACUAAAGCCCAAAUAUGUGAGUAAAGUAUCUAUGAUUCCGAAAUUGAAAUUGAAUAACACCAAAGUUAGAGAGAAGAUUUCGCAAAUGGAGGCAUUGAUUGCCAACGGAAAUCCCACAGAUAGUAUAGUUCUGUCUAGGUCACCGUCAAUUAAGAGUCCAACGUCAUUGACAGCUGACUCUCAAAGCCCAAUCAAAAAAGAUUUUGAGUCUUAUCAUCCAAAAGUGUCUAAAUUGAAAACAUACUUUGAUCAUAUGCAAAUGAAAUUCAACCAACAACUCGAGGAGCAAAGAAAAAUUGAAAGGAAAUUAUACGAAAGCAAAUUACGGUCCAUUCCAAAAAUUGAUUCUCAACAAACUGUAGAGAUUUUCAAGAAUGUCGAUGAUGCUUUCAAUGAUCAAGAAUUAAAAUACAAUGAAGACAAGAUCAAGGCCAAUCCAUUUACUGAUAUCGAGGAGAAUCAAGAAGAUUGUGCAAAUGAUAAUGAUGAUGAUAACAGUGUUCGUGAGGCUGCCGAGGUGCUCAAUUUGGACGUGAAUAAUGAAUCUGAAUCCAAGGAAAACUCCAAAGAAAUACCAACUGAUGAGAGAUCCAACUUCUUUGAAAAUUUGGAAUCCCUAAAUAUUCAAUUUUCUGGCGAAGAUGUAAAUAAGCCAUCGACUAAUAACGAUAAAGAUACUUGCAAUGAAGAUGAUACUAGUAACGAAGAUAAUAGUGGGAAUUCUGAAGUUACCAACAAUGGUAAUAACAAUUAUCAUAAAGCAAGCGUUGAAGAGAAAAAUUCAUUAUUUAUCAUGUUCAAGAAGUUGUUAGCCGAUAGAUCAGAAUUAUUUAAGCCAAUUGAAUCACCAUUGAGUCCAUCAGAACAUAUAUUUGUGGAAUCUGACGUGAUCAUUAGAGAUGACGAACCGGGAUCUGUCAUUGCAUUUGCCUUGAGUUCCAAAGACUAUUUACAAAAAGUCCAGAUGAUGAAACUUGAAAACUUAGUGUCUUUAAACAUUCCGAACCCUGAAUCCAUCAAAAUCACUGCUGGUAGUAAAUUGGAGGAUGAAUUAUUGCACAAUCAGAUGUUGAAGACCACGGCAAUCCAUUUGAAAUAUCAGUUUUUGGAUAACAAUGCAAUUUUGUCUUGUAAAGUUUUCUUUGUGGAACAAUUUGAAGCUUUUCGGGAGAAGUGUGGUUUGAAGUUUGAUUUCAUUCAAAGUUUAUCAAGAUGUGUCAAGUGGGAUUCUAGUGGUGGCAAAAGUGGCUCGGCAUUCCUUAAAACUUUAGAUGAUAGAUUGGUGAUCAAGCAGUUAUCAUAUUCUGAAUUGGAUUCUUUUGUGAAAAUGGCACCAAGUUAUUUUGAAUAUAUGGCCCAAGCUUUGUUUCACGACUUGCCUACUGCUCUAGGAAAAAUCUUUGGGUUUUAUCAGAUUGUUAUUAAGAAUCCUACCACCGGUAAAAACUUUAAGAUGGACGUCAUUAUAAUGGAGAAUCUUUUUUACAAUCGUAGGAACCUUAAGAUCUUUGAUUUGAAAGGGUCUAUGAGAAACAGGCAUGUUGAACAGACUGGAAAAGAGAAUGAGGUUUUAUUGGAUGAAAAUAUGGUGGAAUUAAUUUUUGAUUCUCCUUUGUUCAUGAGAAAUCAUAAUAAGAAGCAUCUUAGAGCGUGUUUAUGGAAUGAUACAUUGUUUUUAAGCAAAAUGAAUGUGAUGGAUUAUUCUUUGGUGAUUGGAAUUGAUUGGGAGAAAAACGAAAUUGUUGCAGGGUUGAUUGACUAUGUCAGAACCUUCACCUGGGAUAAGAAAUUGGAAAGCUGGGUAAAAGAAAAAGGUUUGGUUGGUGGGAUAAAAAGAAAGCCUACUGUUGUUACCCCAAAGCAGUACAAAUCAAGAUUUAGAGCUGCGAUGGAAAAGUAUGUUAUUCUCGUUCCUGAUUCAUGGCACAUCAAUACAAACCCGUGA
Molecule: messenger RNA, 5109 nt
Organism: Saccharomycopsis crataegensis
Lineage: Eukaryota; Fungi; Ascomycota; Saccharomycetes; Ascoideales; Saccharomycopsidaceae
Exons: 1
Coding region: 1-5109 (1702 amino acids)
Biological process (GO): phosphatidylinositol phosphate biosynthetic process
Cellular component (GO): endosome membrane; fungal-type vacuole membrane
Molecular function (GO): ATP binding; metal ion binding; 1-phosphatidylinositol-3-phosphate 5-kinase activity
Source: RefSeq, a predicted model, not a curated record